CUGUCUCGCGGUCCAUUAUACGUGUUCCGUCAGUUACGAGCCGAGCCAGUGCUUCCUCCUGCCUACGUGAUACGCCCUGUACAUACAGCGAGCCGGACCAAACCGCCGCCUCUCGUCACAACUCACAUCCCGGACGAGGUGACGUCGUGCUACUUACGAGGCGGACGUCCCACGGCCACACGUCUCCUACACACACGACACAAGGACACAGUACACAGGCCUCGCGAGGCCCACACACAACACUCAGCCGUGGGUUACCGCUCCGGGCCCGCGCCGUCGGCCUCAAAUAAACACCGAAAUUCGGCAGAAGCACCGAAUUUUGGUCGCGCAAAUCCACGGGAAGGCUCAUAA
Messenger RNA from Danaus chrysippus (African queen), 351 nucleotides. The record is from the annotation of a GenBank genome assembly. NCBI's taxonomy places the organism in Eukaryota, Metazoa, Arthropoda, Insecta, Lepidoptera, Nymphalidae.